AUGAAGUUAACAAUUGAUGCAAGUUUAGAAGAACAAAUUAAUCAAGAGAAAAAACAUUGGAAACAAGUGUUAGAGAGAAUUCCUGCUAUUGUAAAAAGAUUUGGGCAAAAUAAUUUGGCAUUUCGAGGAGAUCGUGAAAAACUAUAUGAGAAAAACAAUGUGAAUUUCUUACAAAUUAUAGAAUUACUUGCUGAAUUUGAUUCAACUAUGCAAGAACAUGUUUGUCUUAUUUUAAGAGCUGAGACUCAUUAUCAUUAUUUGAGUCACAAGAUUCAAAAUGAAAUGAUACAACUAUUGGCAACUGAGGUGAAAAGCUCGAUAAUUAGUAGAAUUAAAGAAGCAAAAUAUGUUUCAGUCAUACUAGAUUGUACUCCAGAUGCAAGGCUUGGUUUGCUUAAUGAACUUUUAGAUGCGUUGAAUAUUCUUGGACUUGAUGUUGAUAAUAUAAGAGGACAAGGAUAUGGCAAUGGAUCUAAUAUGAGAGGAAAGAAUAAAGGUGUACAAACUAGGCUACUUGAAAUGAAUCCUAGAGCAUUUUACACUUCUUGUGCAUGUCAUUCUCUAAAUCUUUUACUUUCUGAUAUGGCUCAUUGUUGUCCCAAGGCUGUAUCUUUUUUUGGUGUGGUACAACGAAUAUCCUCAUUAUUUUCAGCUUCUACAAAAAGAUGGAAAGUAUUUAGAGAUCAUGUACCUGGUCUCACUGUUAAGCCAUUAUCAGAAACGUGUUGGGAAAGUCAUGUUGACAGUGUUAAAGCAAUAAGAUUCCAAGCUCCACAAAUAAAAGAAGCUUUAAAUUACUUGGCAGAAAGUAAUGAAGAUGCCAAAACAAGAAGUGAUGCUGAGACUUUAGCAACAUAUAAUAUUCAUAAUUUUGAGUUCUUGUAUAGAGAAACUAUUUUUGAGAAUGCUUUGACUAAAGCUACUGAGAUUGCAAGUAUGAUGGAAGUUGAACCUGUGUUUAUUGAAAAACGAAAAGUUUACAAGAAAAAGCAAUUUGAUGAAAGUGUCAAUGAGGGGGUGACACAAUCAGCAGCAGAGUCAUUUAAAAUUGACUAUUUUCUUUGCAUAAUCGAUCAAGCUAUUUCAUCAUUUAAAACCAUGGUCGGCCCUGGUUGUGGCGUCUACAAGCUUAUCAAUUAUGGGAAGUUUGAAGCAGUCCUUUGGACAUGCUUUGUUCAAGUUGGUGAAGUUGAUGCACACUCUCCACUUCUUGUUGGGGUUGGGCACCAGUACCGGAUUGGACACCCAUAG
Messenger RNA from Cannabis sativa, 1251 nucleotides. RefSeq lists its product as uncharacterized. Lineage: Eukaryota; Viridiplantae; Streptophyta; Magnoliopsida; Rosales; Cannabaceae. The coding region runs from base 1 to 1251 and encodes 416 amino acids. The record is from RefSeq and is a predicted model, not a curated record. The transcript is spliced from 4 exons.